Molecule: messenger RNA, 1761 nt
Organism: Camelus dromedarius (Arabian camel)
Lineage: Eukaryota; Metazoa; Chordata; Mammalia; Artiodactyla; Camelidae
Product: zinc finger protein 551-like
Biological process (GO): regulation of transcription by RNA polymerase II
Molecular function (GO): RNA polymerase II cis-regulatory region sequence-specific DNA binding; DNA-binding transcription factor activity
Source: RefSeq, a predicted model, not a curated record
CCUCGGGGAGGGACUCCUGACGUCCUCCUCGUGGCGGUCAUUUUGUCUUUUGUCGGGUCAGUUGGUCCGCCCAGAGGCUCCGGAGCCAGGGGUCGCGAAGGAGAAGGCGCCGGAGGAGUCCCAGAGAGGCGGGUGCAAGGCUCGGGGUGGCCCGCAACAGGCUGGGAUCGGGACCUCCGUGCCUCCCAGGCCCCGCUGCGCCCUCAGACCCCGAUGGCGGCGGCCGCGCUGAGGGACCAGCCGCAGGUUAUAGACAUGAAACAAGAUGAGGAAACCCCUUCUGGGCAGAGUUUAUCUGUAGAAGGAGAAUCUCACAUCAGGGCUUCUGAGGCAGGUCGACCCACCCAGAAGACCCACCCCUGUGAGAUAUGCAUCCCAGUCUUCAAAGGUAUUUUGCACCAAGCUGAGGACGCAACAAUAUACCCUUUGCAGAAACCGUACUUGGGUGUCCCACGUGUGAGAUGCUUCUGUUUCGCUGCAGACCUUCACCAGCAACAGAAGCAUGACAGUGGAGAGAAGCCCUGGAAGAGAGAUGUGGACAGGGCCUCAUUUGUGAGGAGCUGUAGCUUCUUCAUGUCAGGGAAGCUUUUCACCUAGGAGGUCGGAGAGGACUUCCCGGCCACCUCAGGCCUUCUCCAGCGCCAGGCCUUUCCCAACAGUGAGGAGCCACAGAGUGGCAGUGAGAGUGGGAAGGCCUUUCACAGUGAAAAGAGUCUUUACAGGCAGGGUGAAUGUGAACUAGUUGCCAUCUGCAACCACACACUUGUUCAAGAUCGGAGUGUCUACUCUGAAAAAGGGCUUUACAAGUGUAACAAAUGUAGGAAAGCCUUCAACUGAAACUUCAGACUUGCUCAGCACCAGCAAAUUCAUGCUGGACAAAGGACAUAUGAGUGUAAUGAAUGUGGAAAUUUUUUUAGCCAAACCUCUGACCUUAAACACCAGAGAAUUCACACUGGAGAAAGGACUUAUGACUGCAAUGAAUGUGGAAAAGUCUUUAUCCACAAAUCCAAACUCAUUCACCAUCAGACACAACACGCUGGAGGAAUGCAUUAUGAGUGUGGUGAAUGUGGGAAGUCCUUUAGCUACAAAUCCAACCUCACUGAACACCAGCGAGUUCACACUAAAGAAAGACCUUAUGAGUGCAGCGAAUGUGGGAAGUCCUUUAGACAAAUUUUUAACCUUAUUCAACACGGGAGAAUUCACACUGGAGAAACGCCUUAUGAGUGUAGUGAUUGUGGGAAAUCUUUUAGCUGCAAAUUCGAACUCAUUCAGCACCAGAGAAUUCUCAGUGGAGAAAGGCCUAUGUGUGCAGUGAAUGUGGGAAUUCCUUUAGACAGUUCUCCAACCUCAUUCGACAUCGGAGUGUUCAUACUGGAGAAAGGCCAUAUGAGUGCACUGUUUGUGAGAGAUCCUUUAGUCGCAAAUUUAUCCUUGUUCAGCAUCAGAGAGUUCACACUGGAGAAAGACCUUAUGAGUGCAGAGAAUGUGGAAAAUCCUUUAUCCGUAAAUCUGACCUCGUUCAACAUCAGAGAGUUCAUACUGGAGAAAGGCCUUAUGAGUGCAAUGAAUGUGGGAAUUCCUUUAGCCAAAGUUCUAGCCUCAUUCAACACCAGAGAGUUCACAUGGGAGAAAGACCUUAUGAGUGUAGCAAAUGUGGGAAAUCCUAAAAGUGAAAAUCUAACCUCUUUGGACACCAGAAAAUUCACACUGGAGAAAAGCCUUAAGUGUGCAGAGGUGGUUUUAUUUCCUCACUCAGUAUAA